Sitophilus oryzae (rice weevil) is the source of this 2909-nucleotide messenger RNA. RefSeq lists its product as uncharacterized. The record is from RefSeq and is a predicted model, not a curated record. NCBI's taxonomy places the organism in Eukaryota, Metazoa, Arthropoda, Insecta, Coleoptera, Curculionidae. Gene Ontology annotation, biological process: lipid metabolic process. Bases 24 to 2516 code for a protein of 830 amino acids. The transcript has 14 exons.
GAUUUAAAUUUGUUAGUAGAAAUAUGACGUUUUUUAUUAAUAGUUUACUGGCAUUUAUGUUAGUAUUUAGUUUAUUUCCUUAUAAUAGUUCAGGUAGAGGGUUUAAUAAAGUGUGUAGUUCCUACGAGGCUUAUUUCGAUCACCCGGAUAUAAAUCCGCAGUGCUGGGAGGAUAAGGAUCUGUAUGCUACUCCAGAACAACUAGCAAGGAACCAUGACCUAAUUCUGGAAAGACACACGGUCAAAACUGAAGACCUGUAUAUGUUGACCACGUUUAGACUGAAAAAACUUGACGGGAGAUAUGGCGAGACGGUUAUUUUUCUGCAACACGGCUUGGCGUCCAACUCCAGAUGCUUCAUGCACAACGGCAAUAAUUCCAUGGCAUUUGUGUUGGCUCAUCAAGGGUUUGAUGUAUGGUUAGGAAAUUACAGAGAUACUGAAUUUUGUUCCCAUGAAUUUCUAUCCAGGGCAGAUUUUGAAUAUUGGAAUUUCAGUUUUGACGAGAAUGGUUUGUACGACCUACCCGCCAACUUCGAAUAUGUCUAUCAAAAAACCAACAAGAAAAUCAUCUAUAUCGGUCAUUCUAUGGGUGGUACCGGUAUGGGAAUAUACAGUUCCGUCAAGAGUAACGAAGCUGAGAAGUAUAUUCAACACGCCAUCUUGAUUGCUCCGGUUUUUUACAUGAAGAAUCCUUUGGGAUUGCUUAGGAGCUAUUCAGAUUUGGGCUUGUUUCUGAGCAACGUUUUAAAAGAUGUCAGCGUGCCUGUAGUGUUGACACCAAACACUUUGGAAUACCAAGCCAUAGUAGAAUUCUGUUUUUCUUCAUUACAGAAUGCCAAAAUGUGUUUGGCUGUUGUGGAAGAAUUUAUGGGACCCUCUCAAUACAACAUUGAUCCGGAUAGAUUCUACUUUGGUGUAAAGAUCUUUAGUUACAGCUGUGUCAAUUCCUUGACGCACUACAUUCAGUUUGCGCACUCUGGAGAGUUCCAGAUGUUUGAUUUUGGAGACAUGGGAAAUUUGAUGAGGUACCACUCCUUACGACCACCAAAAUACAAUUUGAGUGACGUUACCAUUCCCAUGACUUUAAUCUAUGGAGAAACAGAUUACCUGGGCACCAAAGAGGAUGUAUUGUAUGCCUACAACACGUAUAAGAAAAGCAUCUGGGAGACAUACAGUAUGCCAUACAACCACGCUUAUUUUUUAAUAAAUAAAGAUGUUGUCACGACAUUAUACCCUAACCUCAUGCGGUCAAUAAAUAAAUUUAAUAAAAAGUAUGUUCUAGGUAAAAAUAUGUCAGGAAACCUAAGUUUAUACGGUAUAUUGUGUUUUUCAAUUAGUUAUAGUUUAAGUGAUGAAAAAAAUAAAGUAUGUGAUACAUUGGAGGCAUAUUUUGAUUAUUCUGUCAAAAAUAACCAUUGCAAAAGUAUCCUGGAUGUAAACUCAUCUCCAGAACUCAUUGCACAAUCAUACGGAUAUAUGCUAGAAAGUCACAGAGUUAGAACUGACGAUGGGUACAUUUUGACAACAUACAGGGUGAGAAAUAUGAUUGAUAAUUCUUAUGGGAGCAAAGUUAUAUUUUUUCAACAUGGUCUCAUGCUCAAUUCCAGGUCUUACAUGAGCAAUGGGAAUAAUUCUAUAGUUUUCUACUUUACCAAACACGGCUACGAUGUGUGGAUGGGAAAUUUUAGAGACGCUGAGUUCUGUUCCCACGAGGCCAUUUCCAGAAAUAAUCCAAAAUAUUGGGAUUUUAGUUUUCACGAAAAUGCCUUGUAUGAUCUACCAGCAAACUUCAAGUAUAUCUAUAAUAUGACGGGUAAGAAAAUGACGUACGUUGGACAUUCCAUGGGUGGUACUACCAUGAUGAUAUACGGGGCACUUAGAGGAGAAGAUGCUGAGAAAUAUAUAAAAAAUGCCCUUCUACUGAGCCCAGCCGUUUAUAUCAAAUAUCCGUAUAUUCCCACACUGAUUGGUCUAAUAGUUUUGAAUCUAGUUAGGUGGGCUGGAAUUGGUGUUUUGCUCUCAUCAUCCAGACUUUCAUUCCAAAUCCAAAUAGCUUUUUGUAUGCAUUCUAUUACUACUCUUAAAUUAUGUUUGAGAACUGUUGAAUUUUUAUUUGGGCCCUCGAAAUAUCGAGUAGAACCCCCCAACGUUCCAUACAUGAUGAGACUACUGAACAACGCAUGCGUGAAAUCUCUGAUACAUUAUGCUCAGCAAGUGUUAUAUGAAGACUUUACCAAGUUUGAUUAUGGCCCAACCAAGAACCUUCAACUCUAUGGUACCGUACAACCUCCUGCUUACGAUUUGUACAAUAUCAGCGUACCUAUAACACUACUACAUGGUGCAAAUGAUUACAUAGCUACCAGACAGGAUACAUUUUUAAAGCGAUACAAAAACAUUACAACCGGUGACUGGCACAUAUUUGACAUGCCAUACAAUCAUGUUUAUUAUUUAUUAAAUAAGGAUGCCGUCAAUAUACUGUACCCAUUCAUGUUAAAAGAAAUCAGUCAACAUGUUUGACAUUAAUUGGAUAUUAAUACCGUUGACUGAAAGAAUAAUUGGGAAGAUAUGCAACCUACUGGGUGAAUUCCUGACAAGGCUGAUUUGAUUUCCCCUUACGUCUCAUAUGAUGUACGGUGGAGACACCAAUCGUUCUGCGAUCAACUCAAAAAAUACUUAUUUUCUCUAAUUCGGCCAGCGAAGGCAUAUGUAGGCGUUUAUGUAUUGAAAAUCUAUUCGUGUUAAAAAUUCGUUUGCUUGGAAAUAUCGAUUAUUGACAUUUACCAUAAUAUUUUACAUUUGAAAUAACGGCGAUCUUAAUUUGCAAGCCAACUCUGGCGCCAUUCUUUGUUUAAUCAUAUAAUAUUAUAUUAAAUUGUUUAAUGAUAAAAAAUCCGUCUUAUUAACGUACUG